AGACACGAGAUUUUCACCUCGCUCUGUAAUGCUCGUAGCGCGAAAGCAUGGGGGAGCUGCUUCAAUGUCCGUGGGCUGGGAGUGACUGCUGCUGCUGUUGCUGCGAUAUAUGGCGCGUGUCAUGACGGACGACGAUGGUCGGGGUCGUCGGUUGAGAUGUGCACAUUUGAAAUGCCUGGAUUCGGAUGAAAGAAUGACGCCGGCAGCGCCAGGCCUCCAGUAGACUCGAGCAGCUCUUUCGGUCGAGAAACAAGUGGUACGGCGGAACUUUCUUGCUUGCGUUCAUCCUCUCCCCUCCAUUCAUUUCCUGAGCUACAAUGACAUUGCGUCUCAGUUCUUCUUGUCGUCAACCCUCGUGACGCCUCGGACUCCCGCGCACCGAAACUCUCGAUGGCGACGAGGCAGGAGCUCAGAACAGCGCCGCUCGCGGUAUACCUAGAAAGCACAUUGCCCCUCGAGCCCGGUACGAUGGAAUGCAAGCCAGCAGCAGGAACUUGCAUCUCCCUGAGGCCCUGACAUUGGCCAACGCUCGUGAACAUCCUUCCCUAGAGAGAUAGAGAAAGAGAUAGAGAGAGAGAGAGUGAGUCUUUCGGCCGACGACUGUCGUGAACAAAAAGAAGAAGAAGCAGGAAACGCAGUAACACGAGGAGAGGAUCGAGCGAGCAAGAAUGCAGGAGAGCGAAGAAGCCAAGGAGUAGCAGCAGCGCGGGCGCAUCCCUCACGAAGUAAGUACCCGACCACCACCACCGCCGCCGCAAAGUAGGAUGACGAUGCUCGGGUGAGGGCAGAGAUUCUUCACUGCGCUAUGCAAGGCGAUCGGGAGGAGUGCGCCGAGGCAGAAACCGAAAGCGAGACCGCGAAUCGCACCUUCCUCGUCCGGUAUCCCACCCGUCGUCGUAGUCGCAAUCAGGCUCCGAACUCGUAAGAAAAGCAAGCGCAGAGGAAGAAGAGAAGGGUCACGGAGAGGUCGCACGAAAGGGCAUGGCUUGAGAAGGCAGGUUCAAGGGCGAACUCAGAGAUGGCGAGGGCAUUGCGCUGGCUGGCGCUGGCGCUGAGCUGGCUGGGGCUGCUGGGGCUGGCGCAAGGGCUGGGCACGGCUGGGAAAAUCGCGGUGUCGUAUGGGGUUAACGGGCAGGCGCUGUGCCAGAUCAAGGAGGACGGGUCGCAGCUGACAACGUGCUUCGGCACGGACGCGGCGUCGGUGUCGGGCGCGCCGUCGCGGCACGCGCUGAGCGGCAUCACGGGCGGCGACGGGUUCGUGUGCGGGCUGUCGCAGCUGGAGCAGACGCCCUACUGCUGGGGCAACAACAUUUACGUUCCGGCGGGCGUGCCGCAAAUGCCCGACAGCAGCAUCAAAUACGUCGGCAUUAGCGCCGGCGACAACCACCUUUGCGCCCUGCGGGAGGGCGGCGCGAGCGUGAAUGCGGAGGCGCGGAAGAAGAGCGCCAAUGCCUCGAGCUCCCUCGGCCCGUGGGUCGACUGCUGGGGCUACAACAUGACCGGCUCGUUCAUCAGCCAGCCCCUGCUGGCGCUGACGGCCGGAUCGUUCUUCACCUGCGGGCUCUUCGCCAGCAAUCGGACCGCCAUUUGUUGGGGCGACGAUUCGGGCUACAAUGUGAUCCAGGGCGUGCCCGAUGUCGCCUUCAGCAGCAUCGCUGCGGGAGGGUACCAUGUCUGCGGCAUCGAGGAAGGCAGCCUUGCGCGCACCAUUUGCUGGGGCCGCACUCUGGCCCCGCCUGGGGGCCCUCCGCAGGGCGUCUUCCUCAAUGGGCUCGUCGGCGGCAAGUUCCACUCCUGUGGCCUCAAGGCCGACACUCUCACCCCGAUCUGCUGGGGCCUGGCCACCCCGAGCCUCGUGCCCACGCCCGAGAAUGAGUCUCUGCAGUUCAUGGUGGCUGGCGACUACUUCACCUGCGGAGUGUCGGGAGGCUCCUUGAGGACUGUCUGCUGGGGCUCGAACUACCCUCUGCCCUCGGUUGCGCCCCCGGUGCCGAACACGGACCUCGGGUGCAGCAAGGGUGGGGCGUCGUGCUCGCCCCCGACUGCGAAUUCUGGGCACAAUGGGGGCACCAUUCAGGUGCCUAUCAUAAUCGGUGAGCUGGUGACGGCUGUGGUGGUGAUUUCGGCGCUGCUGCUCGGGGCCUACUUCUGGGUGCGCUACAAGCUCGCGAAGGUGGCGCUCAAGGCCGACGAUCUGGACUCGAAGGCGCCCAGCAACAACACGCCCCCGACCACGGCGCCCACCACGGACGCCAGCUUGCCGCACCACCAUCAGCACCACCACGCGAAGAAGUCGUCGUUCCGGUCGAGCUCGAACAAGACCAAGGGCGGGUCGGGGCGGCACGAGGAGCCGAUGAAUCCGCGGGCGCACGUGUUCCGGUACCAGGAAUUGCAGGAGGCCACGGGCGAAUUCGGGGCGGACCACGAGAUCGGACGCGGCAGCUUCUCGAUCGUGUACAAGGGCAUUCUGGCCAGCGGGACUGUUGUGGCCGUCAAGCGGGCUAUGGGGUCGACCACCAAUCCCGACAAGGUCCCCGAGAGCAAGGAGUUCCGCAACGAGCUGGACCUGCUUUCGAGGCUGAACCACGCGCACCUGCUCAAUCUUCUGGGCUACUGCGAGGAGGGCGGCGAGCGCCUGCUCGUGUACGAAUACAUGGCCAAUGGCACUCUGUUCGAGCACCUGCACGGCGAGGACAAAGAGCAGCUGAAUUGGGUAACCAGAUUGAAAAUCGCCGUGCAGGCCGCCCGGGGGCUCGAGUAUCUGCACGGCUAUGCCUGCCAUCCAGUCAUUCACAGGGACAUCAAAUCGUGCAACAUUCUUCUCGACGAGGAGUGGAAUGCGCGAGUGGCAGAUUUCGGCCUCUCGCUCUUCGGCCCUGAGAACAGCAAUUGCCCUCUGUCCGAGCCGCCGGCCGGCACUCUGGGCUAUCUGGACCCCGAGUACUAUCGCCUGCACUAUCUGACCACCAAGAGCGACAUCUACAGCUUCGGCGUGCUGCUGCUGGAGAUCAUGAGCGGCCGGAAGGCCAUCGACAUGGGCUACCCGCAGGGCAACAUCGUGGAGUGGGCCGUGCCGCUGAUCAAAGCCGGGCUCACGAGAACUAUUCUCGACAACCGGAUCGAGGAUCCUCCCGACCUCGACGCUCUGGACAAGCUGGCCAAGGUGGCCGCGCAGUGCGUGAGGAUGCGGGGCAAGGACAGGCCGUCGAUGGAGAAGGUGACCACGUCGCUGGAGCGCGCGCUGGCGCUGAUGCUGGGCACUCCUAACAGCGAUGGGCAGCUGAUUCUGCCCACGGAGGUCGUGCUCGGGAGCGCCAGGCUGAACAAGAAGACGUCGUCGAGGAGAUCGUCGUCCCACAAGAGUGAGUCGCGCAAGUCGGACUCAGAAUUCGGGGAGCCCGUGCGGGAGAGGGACAAGGAUUUCGUGGACGUGCCGGCGUUCGGAAAAUUGAGGGGCUACCAUCCGAGCGUGGAGGAUCUGCCGAGGGUGUCGUCGCUCACCAGGGUUCAAUCGUUCAACAAAGUGCACAGCCUGACGAGGAACCAAUCCCUCACCAGGGCCUAUUCUUUCAACAAGGCUUACUCUCAGCGGACCGCGAGCAGCAGGUUGGACGAGGAAGACCUGGAAAUGCAGUCGUUCGGCUCGCCUCCUUUCGAGACCAAUAAUUCACUACGGGCAGUAGAUCGCGAAGCCCCGCGGGAUAUCCGAAUCGACUCGUGGCCUCAACAUAUCAGGGGCCCCAGCUCGUCGGUGCCCUGUGACUCUGAGAUUUCCCCCGAAUCUCCCCGGCAACUGUAACUACUGGAGAUUGUAGUGGAGUUUUUUCUUCUUUGCCUCUGCCCCUCUGUUUGCUCUUUCCGCUUCAAUAUUGCCGUCCGCUCUCUCCCAUCUGCUAGGAGAUACAUUCUUAACUUUUGUAAAUCAUCAUUACAUUGAGGAAUUCCUUAUUCACUAGUUGCAGUCUGUCCAGAUCUGCUCAGUAACGAACGAUCCAAGAAGAAAAGCUUUGAAUCUGGUGGCCGCAAGGACAAGGCCACGAGCUGUUUCCACCACCGGAUUCUUCAAUUUUGUAUUUAUGUAGUCUCAGGCAGUGCAGUCAAGUCAGUCAGUCAGUCAGUUCAGUCGGUCGGUCACCGAUCCUCGUGCUUCAUGAAUUGCAGGAACGCGCUAUUUAUGCAGUUAGCAAUGGCAUCUUUCGUGAUGUUAAGUGUGGUCUGGAAACUAAUGUUCGGUGAGAAAAGAUUCUCCAAGCUCGGAGGAGCUGAAUUUGUGAUUCCGGCCGAUUUCAAUGUUCUUAAAGAAACCACUUCAAAGUGGAACAAUUGUAAGUC
Molecule: messenger RNA, 4332 nt
Organism: Marchantia polymorpha subsp. ruderalis
Lineage: Eukaryota; Viridiplantae; Streptophyta; Marchantiopsida; Marchantiales; Marchantiaceae
Source: the annotation of a GenBank genome assembly